This is a messenger RNA of Diachasmimorpha longicaudata, 1377 nucleotides long. It is a transcript of the gene Gar1, whose product is annotated as H/ACA ribonucleoprotein complex subunit 1. Gene Ontology annotation, cellular component: box H/ACA snoRNP complex. NCBI's taxonomy places the organism in Eukaryota, Metazoa, Arthropoda, Insecta, Hymenoptera, Braconidae. Bases 426 to 1061 code for a protein of 211 amino acids. The transcript has 5 exons. The record is from RefSeq and is a predicted model, not a curated record. Gene Ontology annotation, molecular function: box H/ACA snoRNA binding. Gene Ontology annotation, biological process: snoRNA guided rRNA pseudouridine synthesis; ribosome biogenesis.
UGAUUUGUGGUGUUUUAACGGUGAUGUGGUGGUGUAGAUUGAUUAAUGUGAAAUUUUUAGGUGGCUAAAUACCUUAUUUAACUCGGAAAUUACUGAGUGAACAAUACAACACACCAAUAUGGCCGAUGAGAUUUUUUUAACAGAUAAAGGCGCAUGCGGACUUGUCUUAUAUAUACUUUCUGCUUCCAAAAAAUGACACUACGAUUUUAUGUGGCGCCACGUUGGACAUUUUUUACCUCUCGCUGAUUGGGCAAAGCAGAUUUUUUGAGUCGAGAAAAUCCCGUUUCGAAAAAUUCAAAUUUGGCGGGCUACAGUGUCGUUCUGCAGAUACUGUAGAGCACUGUACAGUGUGAGACGGCGUGCUGCAGUGGCAUGGUGUGCGUGGACUAGUUGAUAAUAUUUUUCUAAACAAAACUAUUGACAGGAUGUCAUUCCGUGGUCGUGGAGGUGGUGGAGGCUUUGGGAGAGGUGGAGGCAGAGGUGGACGUGGCGGUGGCUUCCGAGGGGGCAGAGGUGGCGGUGGUGACAGAGGACGAGGGUUCGAUCAGGGACCCCCCGAGCACGUGACACCUCUUGGGCACUUCGAGUGGACAGUUCAGGACGAUCUUGUUGCUAAAGUUGAUAUUGAACAGGUCCCCUACUUCAAUGCCCCCAUUUAUACAGAGAGUAAACAACAGAUUGGAAAGAUUGACGAGAUAUUUGGAAACAUUCGAGAUUAUUACGUCUCGAUUAAACUCAGUGAUAAUGUGAAAGCGACCAGUUUUGAGAAAAAUCUUACGUUGUUUAUUGACCCUGGAAAGCUUCUCCCACUGCAGAGGUUUCUCCCAAAACCUCCUGGUUCAAUAGAAAAACGUCCAGCACGUGGCAGAGGAGGCUCCAGGGGAGCUCCAGGAGGCCGGGGUGGUUUUGGCCGAGGUGGAGGCUCCAGGGGUGGAUUUGGUGGCCGUGGAGGUGGCAGAGGAGGAUCAGGCGGUGGAUUCCGUGGUCGAGGUGGUGGUGGAGGAUUCAAUAAUCGUGGGGGUGGAGGAGGAGGUGGAGGAAGGGGCCGAGGCAGAUGGUGAAAACUAUAUUCCACAGAUGAUCAUAGCAAACAUGAAAUAAAAUAUCCUCUUUUUUAUUAUUGAAAGACUCGAUUAUUACCACCAGGUGCAUUCUGUGUAAUGUAAAUGUUUAAAUAUUUCACUGAAUAGGCAAACGUCUAUUUCAACUGUACGAUUUCGAUUUUUACUUUGUGAAAAUCAUUGGGGAAGUAAGAGAAUUUUUGAUUCAGGGCAUAAUUGAAAUAUUAAUUGAAAAUGUGUAUGAAAAUUAUCAACAACUUUUUCCAUUCACUAAUUUUUUCCUUUUGUAAAAAUCGUCGACUACUCUGAUUUCAAG